AUGGCGUAUGAUAACGAAAACAAAAGUAAUUAUGUUGAAAAUAAUUACGUUCACGAUUGCAUAUCUUAUCCGGAUGAUGCAUUUGUGUCCGAGUGCCAUGACGAUUCGACUGAUCAUGAUUUUUAUGAUGACAUCUAUCUUUUUGAAUCUCGUCAAUCUAUCAAGUAUAAACCCAAAAAUAAACAAAAAUUUCAAUCAUCAACUGCUAUUAGAUCUGCCAUAUCGUCUAUUACUUCUCUGAGAAGUCGCUGCCAAUCUUAUGAGAAAACACCGAAAGCCACACCGAAAAAAUAUCGUUAUAACAGGCAAUGGCGAUCAGCAAAGAUGUUCCAGUGUGAUGUAGAAUUUGAGAAAUCAGAAGAAAAACAAACUCAAUUUCCUGCAAAUAAAGUACUUUCAGCUGAACUUCCUACUAUACCAAUGACUAAAUGCCAAACGGCGUUGCUACAGCGAAAACAUAAAAAGACAAUCAAACAGAAAAAAGCUGAGCCUGAGCCCAAAAAACAAUGCGAGAUUAUCGAAUCAGCUCAACAACCAAAGCUGCUUUCCAAGGAGCUCAAACCCGAACAUUUGACUGAUUUUGCGCUGUUUCGUCGUCAUUUUUAUACAGUCAACUCACAAUCGAUUAAAUCAGCGUUUAACGCUCGAACUGACAUUGAAAUCACUGAUAUUCGUCUGACAUCGUUAGCCAAAUGUGUUGAGACCCAGUUCAUGCAUAAGUUAAAGAAUGAUUACCAAUUUCCAAAACUGGUUUUUCACGGAACUAACGUCAUCAAUCUACAGAGUAUUCUGGAUUAUGGUCUGUUGAUUCCUCAUAGACAACAUCCAACUAAUAAGGCAGCGCCAGUAAUUGGAAUGACGAACGGAAAGGCACAUGGUAAUGGUAUUUAUUGUAGUCAAAAGGCCGACUACUCGUUGUCAUAUGCUCGUUUAACAAACACAAUGUUGAUAUGCGCGGCUAUUCCAUACAUAGACAAGCAUGGAAAGGUACGUCAACAAUAUGGAGACAUCAUCGUAUUGCACGAAGAAUCGCAAAUUGUUCCAUUAUUUUUACUGGAUUUUACUUAUCUGAAUUCUCUGUCUAAUAUGCGCAAUUAUUCAUUUUUCAAGUCAGAAGAAAAGAAGGAAAAACCAAUCAAGACGAAAGAAGAAAGAGUAAAGCAUGUUACAAGAAAGUUUCUGCGAAAAAUGUUAAAAUUUAUCAAUGACGACAACGUGAAACGUCAUCGGUUUCAACUACGAUGCUUUCAGUGA
Didymodactylos carnosus is the source of this 1254-nucleotide messenger RNA. NCBI's taxonomy places the organism in Eukaryota, Metazoa, Rotifera, Eurotatoria, Philodinida, Philodinidae. The record is from the annotation of a GenBank genome assembly.